CACAAACCAAGAUGGCGGCGGAGCGGACAGCCGGCUCGGCACAGUGACUGACAGACAGACCAGAAACCUCGCUCGGCUGGAGAGCUAACGGUUAAACUCUUGAGACAAACAAUAAAUAAAAACGCCCGUCACUUCACCUUUUGUUUUUUUCCCACCCGGUAACGACAGUGGUGUGAUGAAACUGCACCGGUAGACGACACCGGGGGAAGUUGUGUGUGUGUGUGUGAGGACUAAAUUGACGUCCACAAGCGGGCAGCCGGCGGGGAUGGGAGAUGAUGGAGGACAAAGGCCCUCGUGUAGCCGACUACUUUGUGGUGGCCGGUCUGACAGACUGUUCCAAGCCGUUGGACCAAGAGAUCCACUUCGACGACGUCUGCCACAAGACGGCCAAGCCGAAGGCGCCCAUCACGGAUGUGGCCGUAGUGAUCCGCUCGACGGGCGAGGAGGUGCCGCCAGGGUUCACCUGCGUAGAGGAAACGCCAACAGGCCACUCCGCUGAUCUUAACAAUGGCGGCCUCAUGGCACCCCAGAUCUUCCUGUGCUACAGGAGAGGUCGAGACAAGCCGCCACUCACUGACCUGGGCGUGCUGUAUGAGUGGAAGGAGCGGCUGAAGCAGGGCUGUCACCUCAUCCAGACCACACCCUCCGGUCGCCCAGCCAACAUCAGCGGCAAUUCCUCCCAGCGCAUCUACGUCACCUACCGACGGGCGCCCGAGAGCCAGCCGCACACCGCCCUCGCCGUCACGGACAUCUGCAUCAUCAUCCCGAGCAAGGGCGAGACUCCCCCGCACACCUUCUGCAAGGUGGAGAAGAAUCUCAACAGCAGCAUGUGGGGCUCCUCGGUCUACCUGUGUUAUAAGAAGUCUGUGGCCAAAACCAACACCAUAGCCUACAAAGCAGGUUUAUUCAGCAGAUAUCCAGAGGAGGACUAUGAGUCAUUCCCACUACCAGAGUCUGUCCCUCUCUUCUGCCUUCCCAUGGGGGCCACAAUCGAGUGCUGGCCAGCUAACACCAAAUACUCCCUCCCUGUUUUUUCCACCUUUGUCCUCACCGGAGCCUCCGGAGAGAAGGUCUACGGUGCUGCCAUUCAGUUCUAUGAGCCCUUCCCGCAGGAGUGUCUGACUGAUGAGCAGUCCUCCCAGCUAGGUCUCUUGAGCCCCGAUCCACCCAAACCCUCCUCCAACUGUAAGGGGACAGCCGCCAGCAGCGCCACUAACAGCACCACCACAACAACCCCACGCUUGGUCUUCACCAACAAGUGUAUCUGUCUGCUUUCCCACUGGCCCUUCUUUGACGCUUUCCGCAAGUUCCUCACAUUCCUUUAUCGCUACUCUAUCUCCGGCCCUCACGCUCUGCCCAUCGAGAAGCACAUCUCUCAUUUUAUGCACAAAGUUCCCUUCCCUUCCUCUCAGAGGCCUCGCAUCCUGGUGCAGCUUUCCCCUCAUGACAGCCUGAUGUUGAGCCAGCCAGUGUUUUCUCCUUUACCGCUCAGUGGCGGUCGGUUUUCCAUGCUGCUCCAGAAUCUCGGACCAGAGAACGCCGUCACCUUGCUGGUGUUUGCCGUCACCGAACACAAGAUCCUGGUCCACUCGCUACGACCCGCCGUACUGACCAGCGUCACUGAAGCGCUGGUGUCUAUGAUCUUCCCGUUCCACUGGCCGUGCCCGUAUAUUCCUCUGUGCCCCCUGGCGUUGGCUGACGUGUUGAGCGCCCCUUGUCCAUUCAUUGUAGGAGUGGACUCCCGCUACUUUGAUCUUUAUGACCCCCCACCAGACGUGAGCUGCGUGGACCUGGACACAAACACCAUCUUCCACAAUGAAGAUAAGCGAGCCCUCACAUGGAAGAUCUUGCCAAAGAAAGCCUGUAAAAACCUGAUGAAUGUGCUGAGCAAUCUUUACCAGCAGCUGGUUGACGGUCAGCAGCGGCCUGAUGGGCUGAUGGAGCUGAGCAUGAGUGAAUCGUCAGAGCUGAGCUGUGGGAAGAGCCUCCACGCCCUGGAGCUGGAGAUCCAGGAAGCCUUCCUGCGCUUCAUGGCGGCUAUUUUAAAAGGCUACCGCUCAUUCUUACGACCCAUCACCCAGGCGCCCUCUGAGAAAGCCACAGACGCCAGUUCGCUCUUUGACUUGCAAGGGUUCUUGAAGAGCCGCGACCGAUCACAUCAGAAGUUCUACUCGCUGAUGACCAAAACCCAGAUGUUCAUCCGCUUUAUUGAGGAAUGCUCCUUCGUCAGCGACAAAGAUGCCAGUCUGGCAUUCUUCGACGACUGUGUGGACAAACUCUACAGUUCAGAGCGGAGUGCAGACAAAGGAGGCAAGGUGGACGGUGACAGGCCGGAGGAGGCCAGGCUGAUAGAGAUUGAUGAAUCUCAGCGCAGUGAGCACACAGUCUUCAUCACACCUCCAGAGCUGCCUCCUCUGCCUGAGGGGGAGGAAUAUCCACUCUGCUACAGGUACGAUGGUUUCCCAGUGUUAAGUCUUGACCUGUUUGACCCUGUGGAUGGCCUGCGGACCCCUUCCUCCCGCCUCGCUGCCAGGCACAGCUGUCCCACCAGCCCUGCCCCCAUGUUUAGACGCACCAAGCAGGAGAUCAAAACAGCCCAGAAGAUAGCCAAGAAGUACUCGUCCAUCCCCCAGCUGUGGUCCAAGUGCCUCCUCCGUCACUGCUACGGCCUGUGGUUCAUCUGUCUGCCAGCAUACGUGAAGGUGUGUCACUCCAAGGUGCGGGCGCUUCGCACCGCCUACGACGUCCUCAGGAAGAUGCAGGCAAAGAAACUGCAGCCCCCCGACGAGGUCUGCUACCGGGUGCUGAUGCAGCUGUGUGGACAGUAUGGCCAACCCGUCCUGGCAGUCAGGGUCCUCUUUGAGAUGAAGAAGGCCGGAGUCCACCCCAAUGCCAUCACCUACGGCUACUACAACAAGGCGGUGUUGGAGAGCACGUGGCCCUCCAGCACCAGAGGAGGAUACUUCCUGUGGAUGAAGCUGAGAAAUGUCGUCCUGGGCGUGGCACAGUUCAAACAGGUGCUACGGCGACAUGCUCCCCUCACACAGAGCCCUCUGUCAGAUGGCAGUGACCUGGACGCUCUGAGUCACGGCAGCCUGGAUAGCUCUGCCGACACUAACCUGGCCGAGCAGGGCCCCUACGCCAAAGUAGAGCCCACUGACGAUAGAUCUAGCACAGGGGAUCAGUCAGAUUUGGGUUAUAACUCGCUGUCCAAAGAGGAGGUUCGGAGAGGAGACCCCAGUGCUCAGGACGCCGCCCCUGACAAAGAUGACAAGAAGGAGAGCGACUGCAGCUCCUUGUCAGAGACAGAGAGUGCCAAGGGGAGUAAAGACUGCCUCCCUCAGCUGGACAUGGAGAUCCAUUCCUCCUUCAAACCCCGCGGUAUUGUUCGCAGCAGCUGUCCAUAUAACGAUUCAUCCUGUAAACCCAAGAGCUCCGCCAGCGCAGGGCACGUUGCAGGUCUCCUCUUCACUUCCUCCCUGGAGGAGAUUGGUGAGGUCCAUGCCAACAGUUUGCUCAGGAGACAUAAGAGUGCUCUGGAGGAGGUGGUGGGCAGCGCCAGCAGCGGCACGGCUCUGGACUGGCAGGGCGUGAGGGCCCGCCGGCUGAGCGGCGACACGGUGGGCAGCAGCGGCAGUGGCACCACUGUCCUUGGCCUGGGUAUGAGCCAGGGCGAAACCGACCCCGAUAAGAUUGCGGGACACCUGGGCGCGGAUGUCAAAAUUCUCUCUUGUGCCAACUUCAGUAAGAGUAGGAGGCCUCGUUCGCUGGCUCUGGGUGGGUUAGAGGGGGCAGGUGCUGCCAGAAGUUGUGACCACAGGGAGGAGGAGGAGGAGGAGGAAGAGGAAGAGGAGACGGAGGGACAGGACUCCAGUGAUGAGGACAGAAGUAAUACAGAGGCCAUUUUUGAUUUGGAGGACAUCGAUUUAGACAAGCCUGCCACAGGGGCUGGCUUCAGCUCCCACAAAUCCAACAAAUAUAAUAAGAAACCUGUCAAGCGCAGCGUCAGCUACAGUGGCAUGAGCACGGUGACGUCCAGAGGAGCAGUGAAGCGCACAGACAUACAGACGGGCUACGACCCUCUAUCCCUGCUGGCGGCAGAGUCCCAGUCCGAGCAGCAGACUGAGGACCAGUACCCAGACGGGGACGAGGACAGCACGCCGAGCGCCCGUAGAGACCUAGCUAGAGAGAUCGAGCUCUACAUGAACCACAUGGGCAGCCCGCUGAGUAGCCGCGCACCCAGUCUGGACCUGCAGGACCCGGCCAGCCCCCUCCUCCUCCACCCCUCCUCGCUCUCUGCCCCCCGCAGAGCCAGCCUGCCCUACAGCUCCCCCCUCAGGACCGCCGGAGUACCCCGCUCCCGCACCUUCCACCCGCCCUCUCCCUCCCAGCCUGUCGCACGCCAGCGUCUAUUGUCGUCGCCCUCCUGUCGCAGCUCAAGCACCACCCCCAGCGCCAGCCCUCGACCCAGCCCCUACAGGGAGAGGACAGACAGGAUGAGCCUGGCGUCGCCUUCGCCGUCCUCGUCCUCUUUCGCUCUGGACACUCUGCUCACACCAACGCUCGACGUAUUCAAGACCAGCAUGUUCUCUGCUGGGAAGGGCGUGGCAGAGAAGGCAAGCCGCUGGUACUCCCGUCUCGCCACAUACACCACACCAACCAAGGACGGUCACAGUGACCGUGUGAGUGUGUCCUCCCUCGGUGUUGGAGAUCCAGACUGCUCCUCCCUGCUGGAUGAGGAGGACUGUGGGCAGUCAGAGGGCUCCGUGAUCUCUCCACAGAGGAAUGGCCCUGCGGGGCCCCGCAGGAGCCCCAGACGCAGCAGACUGGACAGCCCCUCUGCAGGCUCCAGCCUUGGGAGGCCCACAUCUCUGCUCCCUGGAUGUGUCCUCUCGCCUCCCGGCUUCCCUCUGCCAGAUAAGUCGGACCUCGGCUCUUCGCGCUACACCAGCAACACCAGCAUCUUCAACAACUACGCCAUGGAGCUGCUGAUCUCCAGCUGUUCUCGCUGUAAGACGUGCGACUGCCUCGUGUACGAUGAGGAGAUCAUGGCUGGCUGGACCGCAGACGACUCCAACCUGAACACCACCUGCCCCUUCUGUGGAAACCCCUUCCUGCCCUUCCUCAACGUGGAGAUCAGGGACAUGCGAGGACCCGGCAGGCUUUUCCUGAAAGGCAGCCCGUCGGUGGAUGAGGCGAUGACCUCGUCAUACUCCGCCUCCACAGGUUUGGACACGGGGACGUCCACCUUGUCCACCCCCUGUCCUACAACAGCUGUCUUCCCUCCCUCCCCUGUGAUUGCUGUCCAGGAGUGCUCAGGGAGUGAAUGGGCUCGAUCAACCAGAGCUCAAGGUAUCAACAUCCCCUCGGAGCACAGGAAGGGGGCGCUGCCCCCCGGAGCGCCCAUGGCCCGCAGCGUCAGCGCCUUUGGUCCUCUGGACGAAGCAUCCCGACUCGACCGCUGUGUGCCGACGUCAGGCAGCCUGCCCAGUCGUCUCAAUCAGACCACGGAGCCGCUGAGCAUGGAUUGGCGGCUCCACAACCCUGAGCCGGUGACGGUUCCCUACCUGAGCCCGCUGGUGCUGUGGAAGGAGCUGGAGAGUCUGCUGGAGAACGAGGGCGACCCGGUGAUCACAGAGGCCGACAUGGUGGACCAUCAUCCCAUCAUCUACUGGAACCUGGUCUGGUACUUCAGACGGCUGGACCUGCCCAGCAACUUGCCCGGUCUCAUGCUCACAUCUGACCACUGCAACAGAGACUCCCAGGUCCCUCGUCCCUGGAUGUCGGAGGACAGUAAACACGUGUUGAUCCAGAUCCUGUGGGACAACCUCAAGCUGCACCAGGACUCGAUCCAGCCUCUCUACAUCCUGUGGAACACAUACAAUGUGGGUUACCCUCUGUCCCGGCCGGUCCCGGAGGAGGAGAAGCCGUUCAGCGAGGAGUUGCUGCAGAGCGUGGUGAAGAGCAUCCAGAGGAACGACGUCAGCCGGCCGAUGGCUCAGCUGCUGCAGCUGCUGGCUCAGACGCUCGGAGUCAAAAGGCAGAGGAGUUUGUACAGAGACGUCCUCUUCCUCUCUCUGGUGGCUCUGGGGAAAGAUAACAUUGAUGUUGACGCCUUCGAUCGGGAGUACAAGUUGGCGUACGACCGCCUGGUGCCGAGCCUGGUGAAGCUGACCAAUAACUGUGACCGUCCUCCCAGCGCCGGGGUCAUGGAGUGCCGCAGGACGUUUGGAGAGCCUUACCUGUGAAACUCUCGCCUUCGCACAAACCAGGAUCAACUAUCACCGCCUCCCCUUCCCCCCCCACGUCAUCGCUUUAAGACGAGCUCAGGAAACCUGUUGGAAGACUGUGAAUGUUUUUGAGAAAACUCAUGCAAGUGAUCAUGAACAGGUACAGUGGACGGCGUUCAGCGUUACGUAGCCUGAAAAAAAAAAAAAAAGAGCCCUACAGACACUCACACCGUUCAUAAACACGUUUCUUUGGAAGUCCUGUGGAAGUUAUACUGUACAUACACAGCAGUAGAGGAUCUUUUUUUAAAUGCAACAUUUCUAUUGUAUAGUCAAACAGCAAAUGAAGACUAAUAUUAGCAAUAUUUUAACUUGAAAACUCUAUUUAUACAAAGUAAGCUUUAUUUAUUGUAGUGUCUUUACGUCGGCGUUUAGUGUUUUAUCGUUGUCGCCGGGCGUUUGCCGUCUCGCAGUUUCAACCGGAGCGCCCGAAAACACAAUGUUGUAGUACGGAUUUUAGUGUCUGUUGUAAAAGAUGUCUAGGUUUUGUGUGCUUUAUGAGUCAGAGCAUCAAACACACAAAAAAAGGUUUAAAUUAGAGCUGCAAUGAUCAGUAAAUCCACAAAAAAAAAAAUGUAUUCAAGGUUUUGGACUGUUGGACUGAAAAUGAUGACAUGCUUUAUGAGUUGACAAAAUAAUCAGCAGAUUGACCAAAUGUCAUUAGUUGCAGCCCUAAUUUAAAUGUUUAAAACCACUUUUGAACGCUGCCUUUAAUCUUGAAUGUUAGUGCAGAAUCUGAAGCUAAAUGUCCGCUGUACUGCCACAACCAUUAACUACAACGCUUUAUAUUUCAUUCAAGUUUUGUUCCUAAACUGAAUAUUUUUAGUGCGUUUACAAAACUUGUUUUUGAACUUUAAAAAAAAAAAAAAAAAAGUUAUCGUUCAAACGAUGACGAAAUAUUUACCUUGCUUCAUCAGUGGAGCGCUGCGUACUAAACGUGCCGACUCACUACAGCGUGAACGCUUUGUCCUAAAUAUACGGAACCAAAUAAGAUGCCAGCCCAGUCACUUUUCUGUACGUAGUCACUGUCGAAAAACACCGUUUGUGAUUUAAUGUUUUGGCAGCCAUAUUGGAGGUUUAAAGUUCUUUUUACAAGAAGCCUGUUGCAUCUCUUAAAACAAAAAUUCUGGUAUAUUGCAACUUGGGAUUUUUAAUUUCGUAAUGUUAUCCUUCAAUUCUGUCAGCGACUAUAACAUUGUACUCGCCAAAAUAAUAGCUCACGGCGCUACAACAAAGUCUGACAGGACAAGAAACUUUUUGUUUUGGGGCAUUUCUGCCUUUAUUCGAUAGGAAAGCUGAGACAUGAGAGGGGGGGAGAGACACGCAGGAAA
Messenger RNA from Perca flavescens (yellow perch), 7618 nucleotides. Its product is annotated as C-myc promoter-binding protein. The record is from RefSeq and is a predicted model, not a curated record. Gene Ontology annotation, cellular component: cytoplasmic vesicle; ESCRT I complex. Bases 273 to 6248 code for a protein of 1991 amino acids. Gene Ontology annotation, biological process: regulation of Rab protein signal transduction. Gene Ontology annotation, molecular function: protein binding. The transcript is spliced from 33 exons. Lineage: Eukaryota; Metazoa; Chordata; Actinopteri; Perciformes; Percidae.